Molecule: messenger RNA, 1935 nt
Organism: Penicillium cataractarum
Lineage: Eukaryota; Fungi; Ascomycota; Eurotiomycetes; Eurotiales; Aspergillaceae
Product: Zn(II)2Cys6 transcription factor
Exons: 5
Coding region: 1-1935 (644 amino acids)
Biological process (GO): DNA-templated transcription; regulation of DNA-templated transcription
Molecular function (GO): DNA binding; zinc ion binding; DNA-binding transcription factor activity, RNA polymerase II-specific
Source: RefSeq, a predicted model, not a curated record
AUGAAUAGAAAACGCAAGUGCGACGGCCACAAGCCCGCUUGUCGCCUUUGCAAAGUCUCUGGGGCAACUUGUGAGUAUCAAGACCCGACUGCUGCGACUGCCGUUUCGGCAGCAACCGAAAAUGUGGCCUCUGCCCCGAGGGAUGGUACUGGAUCUGCCCAAAAACGUUCUGGAACAACGGCAGAUAUGAUACGUCGACUGGACGAUCUUGAAAAACUGAUUCGAGAGCAACGCGCCGCCCCUGCUGCGGCAGCCGAUGAUCAUUGCAAAUCAUCGCAGCCGAAAGAGACGACCUAUCAAUCAGAAAAUCUUGAAACUCACGCCGAUGUUUCUGCAUUCCUCUCGUCACUAUGGAUACCGCCUGAAAUUUCACUUCUCCAGCCGCAGCAACUUGGAAAUGACUCUUCUCCAGGAGUGGCUGACACGCAAAACUUGCACUGGUCACCUGCAAGCGGUCAGCAGAUGGGUGGCAGUCAUACCAUGGAAGAGGAGCCUCUAACUAUUCCGAUUGGACAUCUCACACCGACUAGUAGUCUUUUCUCGCUGGAUCAAAUCAAGAAGCUCAUUGGGGAAUACCCUGAAGACUUCUUCUAUCAAAUUGAAUCCACUCGGAAUUUGGAGCCCAAAGUACCUGAGGAUGCUCUCAAUAUCGAUAAAGAUGUUUCGGACUCCUUUCUCGCUGCCUUUUUCUCUGAGAUCCACCCUCAUUUCCCCAUUCUCAACCCUACUUUAUUCGGUGAAUUUUUCAAUGGCGUAUUGUUUGACGGAGCUGGCAAUGAAUCCAGCCAGGCAUUGUGCCUUAUGGUCUUGGCACUUGGAAAGCUCGCUUCUAAUAGACAGGCCUGCUCCCCGGGACAAUACACCGAGGAUGAUGGCAUGGAAUAUUUUGGCCGAGCCUAUCAUCGGUUGACCUCUCAAUGGAUCACAUCUUAUCACUUCAAUCUGCCAUUGGCAUCCGGCCUGGUAUACUGUGCCAUAUACUUAUGCUACCUGGAGAGGCCUCUACAUGCAUGGAGAAUGGUAUACAUGGCAUCAUCUAAGGUUCAAAUGAUGGCAAGCCAGGCUGGAAAUGAGCCAAUAACCCAGGAGGAAAUUGAUUGCCUCGGGCGUCUUUGUUGGACCUGCUUCUUGCUAGAAUGUGACGCUCUGGCGGAGUUCCAUCUUCCACGAAGUGGUAUUGAGAUAAUGAUGGAAAAUAUGCCGUUCCCCUGCUUUGCAAAUGGUAUAGAUUCGGACGGGCUUACGUUCUUGGCAAUAUGCUCAGUUAGGCGACUGCUGAACCGCAUCCACCGUGCUAUAUAUGCCACUGCGCCACGUCCCAGAGAAAUAAUAGGAAUGGGCUCAAAUCUAGCGACAUCAUAUGGUAUCGAUAGCGUUGGCUCACUGGAAAGCAUAUGCACAGAGCUUGCUCAUCAACUGGACUCCUGGUAUGAGUCAUUGCCAGUGAGCAUUAGAUUUGAUCUGACAGAGACUAAGCCGUCAAACCUACAUGACGGCUGGCUUCGACUACGAUAUUGGUCAGCAAAGCAUAUCAUAUGCCGUCCAUGCCUUGUAUAUGCAGCCACAUUACCCGAUAAUACGCAUUUGCCUUCAUACAUCAUUCAGCAUUCGGAGAUUUGUGUCAGUAGUUGUCGGAAUUAUAUUGAGACCGCAACAUACGUGCUCCGUGAGAGAACACAGUAUACGUGGAUGACAAUUCAAGCCUCUCUUGCGUGCGCAUUUGUUCUGACGAUUGCGUCUGGGAGCUCGUUGCUUCGACAUCUGGUACCCGAUAUUACAACACUCCUGGGCAAAGUUACAACUGCAACCCAGCCAUGGGCGACAACUGGAUCUAGUGCGGAGUCUAUCGGCUGGAUUCUGAAGACAAUUACGCAAAAGCAGAAAUUCUCGAGGCGGCUAUCCAGGGGAAGUCUAAGGAGUCCUGGUGAACUAUAA